Messenger RNA from Rhineura floridana, 2749 nucleotides. RefSeq names its product sulfotransferase family 2A member 1 (gene SULT2A1). Bases 217 to 1116 code for a protein of 299 amino acids. Gene Ontology annotation, biological process: sulfation. The transcript is spliced from 7 exons. Gene Ontology annotation, molecular function: sulfotransferase activity. The record is from RefSeq and is a predicted model, not a curated record. Gene Ontology annotation, cellular component: cytoplasm. NCBI's taxonomy places the organism in Eukaryota, Metazoa, Chordata, Lepidosauria, Squamata, Rhineuridae.
UUGCUGUCCUAGUAAGGCACAUAAGAGGAUAAUGAGGCCUUCUGAUGCAGCUCUCCAGAAGAAGCAAGCUGAGCUUAAGAGUAGUGGGUGAGAGAUUUAUCUUACUUUUUACACUAUACUUUAGCCUGUUUCUCCACCCAUCCCUGUGAUUUUGUUGCUGUCUCCUGUGACUUCUCCUGCUCCCUUGUGCACCCAAGAAAGCCAUUUGUACAGGAAAUGGCUGCCCAGUAUAUCCAAUAUAAAGGCAUAAAGUUUCCUCCUGGAUAUAAUUCUGUGGAAAACCUUUCCUUUGCUGAGAAUGACUUUGAAGUGCGGGAUGAUGAUACCUUCAUCGUCACUUAUCCUAAGUCUGGAACAGUGUGGAUGAUUGAGAUCCUCAGCCUGAUCCUCAGUGGAGGUAACCCAGUCUGGAAUCAAAGUGUUCUCAAUUCCAGUCGUGCCCCCUGGUUCACCACCCAGCUGGGCCUGAAGGCAGCACAUAAACUCCCUUCUCCACGUCUGCUCACCUGCCACCUCCCCAUUCAGAUCUUCCCCAGAACUUUCUUCAGCUCCAAAGCCCAGGUGGUGUACACAUUGCGGGACCCCAGGGAUGUGCUUGUUUCCUACUAUCAUUUCUCCAAGAUGUGCCUGCCCUUUGAGAAUCCCAAAUCCUUCCACUGCUUCCUGGAGAGUUUCCUGAGCGGAGAUGUACCUUUUGGAUCCUGGUUCGACCAUGUCACAGGCUGGAUGAAGCUGAAAGGCAAAAGCAACCUCUUGUUCAUCAGCUAUGACGAGCUGAAGCAGGACCUAUAUGGCAUUGUGGAGCGCCUCUGCCAUUUCCUAGGGAAGAAUCUGGAUGAGGCAGCGAUAACCUCUGUGGUGGAAAACACCUCCUUUGAAGCCAUGAGAAGGAAUGACAUGUGCAACUCGACAAUGCUUCCCAAGGAGUUUAUGGACCAGGAGAAAGGGACCUUCCUGAGGAAGGGUGUCUGUGGAGACUGGAAGACUCAUUUCACAGUGGCACAGUCUGAGUACUUUGACAGGGUUUACCAGGAGAAGAUGCUGGGCCUGAAAGGAAUAUUCCCCUGGGAACAAACUGGACCGGAGAACAACUCAGAAAGAGGUGUUAAUUUUUGAACUGAACAGCUCACUCCUGCCUGUCUGUUCCAAGAACCCCCUUUCCUGAAUUCUAAAUUAGUAGAGGUGUUGUAUCAUAGUCACUCAGAGGAGAGACAAAAGGCUAUUUGCAUGUGCUUGGAGGUACGCAUAGUAUUAUAACUUCACAUGUUUCAGGAUGCUGGAUGUGAAGUCAUGUUACACUGCAGGGCGCAUGGUGGCACAUGAUGCAUCAUGUGAAGGCAUACACUGCAGAUAUCUUGCUGAAGCAAAGAUAUGUGGGAGUCAGCAAGGGAAGUCUGUAUAGGCUGUCUUGCGUUCCACCAAAGAAAAUUGGGAUCUAAUAAACGUGUUUCUUUGUAAAAUUAAUGUUAUUAAGGCAAGCAAUUAACAGCAAGUGAAAAUAAGAAUGCAACACAAAUCCAAAGUACAAUAUAAAUAGGAUUAACUAUUCCUCUUAGAGGAAAGAGGAAUUUGCUUUGCUUUGCUGAGGAAAAACAAGAGAGGCUGUUUUAAAAACAACAACAGUUGUGGCUACAGACAAUCACAACAGAGACUGCAUUUGACAAUCACCCAUGUGUGGUUUUUAGAAAUAUAUUAUUCCAGUAUGUUAAUGGAAAACAUUAAGCUAUCCCACAAAAUGAAGGAAGGUUGGAUGGGGAAAAAGCAGAGGCCUAGAAGAGUGUAUAGUGGGGGGCAGUGGGGAAAGGUGUUUAAGGGUGGAGUUGAGGAAUGGGGGAGCCAAUGAAAAGUAGAAGCUGGGGAAACCUUCACGCAGGGCCUAGGUAAAGGAGGGCUGCAUGCCAUUGGCAGGAAAUGAAUGGUCAGGCAAGGCAGAUUGGGGGCCCAGGGGUCUGAUGUGGGUUGGUGCGAAGCUGACUUUGACAUUUUGAUUUGAGCUGAUCAGCUGCCUUUUCUAACAAUCGGUUAAUUGUUUUUGUUCGUUUGGCUGCAAAUCUGGAACCUGAUGAAAGCGAAGUCAUUUGAUUUCCCUCACCCCACCCCCAAAAAUAUAAUCAGCCAGUUUUGGGGGUAUAAAAAUCUCUGUCCCAUCCUGCCCUCCUUUCCUUUCAGGCUUAACUCGUCUGGAACUGAAAUGCCUGGAAAGUUUUGGUUUUCUGUGCUGUUUUUUAAAAAAAGUUUUUCCUGGAAUCUAAACAGGGUCUGAAAGGAAAACCUUGAAGAAAGUAGCCCCUCCCACUACCUAGCAUAUGCUGAUACAAUGUCCUUCUGUGUGUGUGUGUGUGUGUGUGUGUGCCCCCCCCCCCCCCCGCCAAAUCCCACAUCCCCAGAGUAUGAGGGUUGGUUGUAGUUACACAUUUGCAAGGGAAGCAUUUAUUAUACUGAUAUACAAUAUUUUAAAAGUGGUGGUUAAAAAGUUUUAAAACAGUGCAGGAGAAGAAUCCACUUACACACACUUUCAAUAUGUGCUAAAAGGUGAAUUUAUUCACAUUAACGGGUUCUUACCCACGUGAAUAUUAGUGGAUUAUAUCUGAUACUAAGUUUUUACAUGGUUUUACUGUGUGUAUAUAUAUGUGUGUGUGUGCAUUUUUAAUAUUUUUAAUUGUUGUAAACCGCCCAGAGUGCUUCGGCUCUGAGGCGGUAUAUAAAUGUAAUAAAUAAAUAAAUAAAUAAAAUCUACAAUGGUUGUAAA